GUGAAGCGAGAUCUGUCGGAAAUCGGGUGUCUACAUAGAUGGGAGGCUGCAGCCACGGACUGAGAGAGACGUUAAAAUACUAAGCUUAAUUUUCGGAAGAAUAUCUUAGAACACGUGGUUCCUCUUCCAAUAUUUGAAUUCUCGAGCAAUAAAAGAAAGAACUCAUUCAAAAUACAGUCAGAAAGGCAACAGAUAGCCCGUGAAAAGUGCAAAGUUCGCCCACUUAUCGAUAAACGUGACCACAGUUUGUGCACGGCCGACCUGCACAUUAUCAGCCUAACCGGAUGCGUCCAACAAGAAAUGACGUGCAUUUUUCGCGAUGCGAUUUAUCCUGCGCUUUACCUUUUCCAGCGACUUGAUAAAUGCUCGAUUGGAUAAGACGAGUUACGCACGAGCACCGGCUCGGCCUGUGCAUCAUCGUGCAGUAUUUUAUCGCAAGACAGUCACAGAGCAGUACAACUCAGUGUUGUUCCGGCAUAACGACAUCAACGUUGCACUCUCGCGCUUUCCCAAAAUGUUUCGUUUUAAUGCUAUCCCGCAAAGGUUUGUUCGAUGGAACAAGGUGAAUAAUCAAGCUGUUAGAAGUGUUACAGUGAGAGCUGCUUCAUCGCUGUCGAACCCACAGCGCCCUAACCGAUCGUUUCUGGUGAACAUGUUUGGCGGGAAACUCGAAACAGCAGAGCUGUUCCCCUAUCCGGAACCACUUAACGCGGAGCAGAAAGAGUUUGCGGCAGCUCUAGUCGAUCCUGUGCACAAGUUUUUCACUGUAAGUAUGAUCCCGAUGAGACACUUUUCUCUUACUGCUUUAAUAUUAUGGCUUGUUGUUCCCCUUUUUGUGUUGCAGGAAGUGAACGAUGCCGUCCGAAACGAUGAUACGAGCAACGUUGAUCGUCGAACGAUCGACGCGCUGUGGGAUCUUGGACUUUUGGCCGUGUACGUACCGCCGGAGCUCGGCGGUUUGGGCCUGUGCAAUGUGCAGUCCGUGCUGAUGGCCGAAAUAAGUGGUAGCUACGAUCUGGCGCUCAGCUUACUCAUCGGCGCCCACAAGAGCAUCGGAACGAAGGGCAUCCUGCUGUACGGCAGUGAGCGGCAGAAGCAAAAGUAUCUGCCCAUGCUAAGCAGCGGGCGUGUGUUUGGUGCAUUCGCGCUCACCGAACCGGGGACCGGGUCGGAUGCGGCAUCGAUAAAAAUGAAAGCAGUGUUAAGCCCGUGCGGCACCUACUACACCCUGAACGGUUCGAAGCUGUGGAUAUCGGGUGGUGGGUUGGCCGACAUCUUUACCACCUUCGCGCAGGUGGAGUCGGUCGAUGCAGCGACCGGUGAGAAGCGUUACAAAAUGACAGCGUUUAUUGUGGAGCGAAGUUUCGGUGGCGUAAGCACCGGGCCACCCGAGGACAAGAUGGGCUUGAAGUGUUCCGUCACGAAUGAACUGUUUCUGGACGAUGUUAAAGUGCCGGUGGAGAAUGUUUUGGGUGAGGUUGGAAGUGGGUUUAAAAUUGCGGUGAACAUUCUGAACUCUGGCCGGUACGGACUGGGAGCGAUGCUGUCCGGGACGAUGAAGACGUGCGUUGAGAAGGCAGCGGCUCAUGUGAGUGAUCGGGUGCAGUUCGGGCGGAAGUUGAUUGAGUUUGAAAAUGUGCAGGAAAAGCUGGCGAUGAUGACGACUCAGCAGUAUGUGGCGCAGAGCCUAACGUACAUGGUGUCUGGGAAUAUGGAUAAGGGCUCGGUGGACUUUCAUCUGGAGGCGGCCGUGAGCAAAGUGUUCUGUACGGAGGCGGCUUGGAACGUGUGUGACGAAGCGAUACAGCUACUCGGGGGGAAUGGGUUCAUGAAGUCCAGUGGAUUGGAGCGGUUUUUGAGAGAUAUAAGGGUGUUUCGAAUUUUCGAAGGGGCGAACGAUGUAUUGAGGAUGUUUAUUGCCUUGACGGGUAUGCAAAAGGCGGGGAAAGAUCUUCGUGGGCUGCAGGAUGCGCUAAAGAAUCCAUUUUCGAACAUGGGAGUGAUCUUCACUGAAGGUACAAAGCGAGCUAGACGCAGUUCUGGAGUUGGUGGAACGGAUUUGCGUCCUUUUGUUGCAAGCGAGCUUCAAAAUGCGGCCAAGCAGUGUGCUGAGAGUAUUGACGCCUUUAGUGCCACAGUUGAAUCUCUCCUUCGAACACAUGGCAAAGGAAUAGCGGAACGACAGUUCCAGCUCGCCCGUGUUGCAGAUUGUGCAAUCUUUAUCUACUCGAUGGCCACCGUACUGUCCAGGGCUAGCCGUGCGGUAAAGUUGAAUCUUCCCUCCGCGGAGCAGGAACUGCUGAUGGCACAGAUCUGGUGCAAGGAGGCAAGUGAUCGUGUCCAGCAAAACAUUCACCGUAUCCAAUCGAAGUCUUUCAAGGAGAACUAUCAACGGAUGGCAACGGUAGCCAGCUAUAUUUCCAACCAACGAGGACCGACCUACACGAACCCAUUGGAAAUAGACUAAUAAUAUGUGAAAGAUGUUUAAAUUUGGA
Molecule: messenger RNA, 2495 nt
Organism: Anopheles merus
Lineage: Eukaryota; Metazoa; Arthropoda; Insecta; Diptera; Culicidae
Product: very long-chain specific acyl-CoA dehydrogenase, mitochondrial-like
Exons: 2
Coding region: 320-2467 (715 amino acids)
Molecular function (GO): very-long-chain fatty acyl-CoA dehydrogenase activity; flavin adenine dinucleotide binding; fatty-acyl-CoA binding
Source: RefSeq, a predicted model, not a curated record